Molecule: messenger RNA, 2112 nt
Organism: Pieris napi
Lineage: Eukaryota; Metazoa; Arthropoda; Insecta; Lepidoptera; Pieridae
Product: synaptic vesicle glycoprotein 2C-like
Exons: 11
Coding region: 118-1668 (516 amino acids)
Biological process (GO): transmembrane transport
Molecular function (GO): transmembrane transporter activity
Source: RefSeq, a predicted model, not a curated record
UCUCAGCAACCUCACCUAUUGUACCAAAAGAUUCAGAUAACACCUCUUUACUUUUUUCCCACAUUCUUUAUCAAAGUUUUCGUCUCGUUUUUAUUGGGUUUUCUUUUGUCAGGAGUGAUGCAUAUCAAAGCGAAUAAAGACUUGAAAUUGGAAGAAAAAAGACCACUCAGCGUGGCAACGGUUGAAGAAGCUCUGACAGCGACAGGUUUCGGGAAAUACAACUUCGGCCUCCUGUUAAUAUGCAGUUGGACGCUUCAGGCGAUGGGCAUGGACCUAUUCGGCACCAGCUUCGUGGUGGCAGCCGCCGUCUGUGAUCUCGAGUUAUCACUGCAGCAAAGGGCGCUUCUGACAGCCACACCUUUAGUGGGAGUGGUGUUGGGUGCCCAACUUUGGGGCUACGUGUCCGACACGAAGGGUCGCCGCCUCACACUGGUUCUGUCCAUGGCCGUCGGCUUCGUGUUCGCAGCGCUCAGCAGCUUCGCACCUGAUUGGAAGACUAUGGCUUUUAUGAAACUCAUUUCGUCUACCUUCACAUCAGCCACUAAUUCCGGCGCAUACACCUUACUCGGUGAGAGUUGCCCUGAGAGGUCCCGAGGGCGAAGUAUGUUGCUUUGCACCUGCUCUCUUAUGUGCUCACAGGCUGUAGUCGCGGUAUUCGCCUAUCCAAUUCUACCGAUGAAGUUCUCCUACUGGAUUGACUUCCUCGGCAUCUACUACAGACCUUGGAGGCUACUCGCUUUCGUCAUGGCACUGCCAUGUGCAGUCACCGCUUGUUUGCUACAAUUCUUUGAGGAAAGCCCUAAAUUUCUGGUGUCAAGAGGUCAACCAGAUCGAGCGUUGAAGGUGCUGCAAAGAAUCUAUGCUUGUAACACGGGCCACAAAGCAGACCAAUUUCCCGUAAAAAAACUUAUGCAAGAACAGGAAAUUGCAACCACACUUACUGAGACUGACUCUUUCUUCUCCGCGCUUUGGCAGCAGACAACAGCUCUGUUUCGUCGUCCAUUGCUAAAAGACACUCUGAAGCUCUUCUAUAUCGUCACUGUAAUCUACAUGACUGGCAGUGGCUUCAUUCUCUGGUUGCCUUAUAUUAUGAACAACCUCUUUUCGGUGUUGGAGACAGGAGAAGGCGCAGGAAUGAAUCUCUGCACAGUCAUCCGAUACUCAACUGACAGUUUUGCAAAUGCGGCAAAUAAUAACACAAUUCAAGAAGUUUGUAAUGAUACAAUACAGCCAACUACACUUAUCUCUGCGAUGUCGUAUGGUGCCUUAGCCAGUUUAUCUAACCUGGUUUUGUCACUUACGUGCGGCUCCAGAAAGCGAUUGGCUAUGAUGGGAAUUGUAUUGCUAUCUGCGACAUCAGCUGUUCUGUUAAAUGUGGUCCCUAUCCCGAUUGCUGGGGGCGUGUUCUUUUUCCUGUUCCUGCUCUGUGCGCUGUCUAUGGGCAUCUUAAGCGUAUACUUUGUGGAACUUUAUCCCACAUCACUAAGAGGAAUGGCGUCAUGUCUUUCAGUGAUGCUGGGAAGAUCGAGCGCUUUCCUUGGAGUCAACGCUAUUGGAUACCUUAUAUCAGCAAAUUGUGAAGCAACAUUUUAUGGCUGGGCCAUUCUACUUUUAAGUGCCAUAAUCGUUACUUGGUUCUUGCCAAACGAUAAACAGCCACGGCAAUAAGACGGAUUUUUGUUCACGAUUGAAGAGAAACGAAGGUGCUGAAAUUACGUCGUGCCCUCAAACAAAAAAUGGGUAGUAUGUAUGGAGGGUCUUCUCAAUUUUGUAUUUUGAUUUUAAACUUAGUUGUUAGUAGUAGUUUUCUAAAUUGUGGAGUUGAUACAUUUGUACUAGAGCCACGAGAUAGUCAUGUAAUAGUACCUGAUUUCUUUAUCUACGUACUCUGUUUAGGUCUAGCGUAAAUUAAUUAAGUUAUAUCUUCAGAAUAUCUUCUUAAGUAAAUAAUAAAUGCUUACCUCGUUUAAAAAAUAUAAAGGUAAUGCAAUUCUUGACGCUUCUUUUAGAGAGGGUUUACGAAUAUUUAAACUAAUUUAAGUGAUUUUAAGUUAUUGUAGUUAUAACAUGAGACUGGUUAUAAUUUAAAAUAAAAAUAAGUGUUUUAUUUAA